AUGGCCUCGCCUGACCCGUUUGGAGGUCACAUGACCUGUGCUUCGUAUAUAAGCAUGAAUCCUGACAAGCGAGGCUUGGCCGCGAUUCGUCUCUCUUACAAUACCCUCCUAAUUCUCCGGAACCUUGCGCUCAGUGCUAUCCGGUGCGAGCGUCAUAAUCGCUCGCUUGGGCUUGAGCCAACAAAAAUUUGCUUAAUUCUCGACUUCAGCCUUCUUUUCGCUCUCUCCUUCAACCCCAGCUACUCCGUUGUCCAGGCUGCCAGCAUGGAAAAUGCUUUUUUUCUUUCAGUCGUCCUGCAGCUCAGCCUCCAUGAAAAUGCACUACUCUAUCUUUUCUUCGGCGGCUCCAUACUGAAUGAAGCAUUCAACAUGUUUCACCUCCUAUUGUUUGUCCCGGCCUUCUUCUAUUGUGCCUCAGCCCAUCACCUGGUUUUACAGAAUAUCACAAUUAAAGUCCCGCAAGGAAGCUCCAAUCAUGGCGACCCCCACCUUCUUUGUCGACCCAGAAAAGCGGCUGAUGUUGCUGCUUUCUUCUUGGGAAACUAUGUAGCCCAUGCAGCUACGUUAAAGAAUCUACCGGGCCAAUCUAUCUUCCAGUCUUUUUUAGACCUAAUUUUCGCUCUCUUUUUCCCCGUUUCUGGCGUCAUCAGGGGGUUGAACGCCAUUUACGGGGCUGUUGCUUUCCGCGAAACCCCUCUUACCAGUACCCUAAUGGCUGGCGCUCCAUGCGAAGUUGUGAGGACUGAUGCAUGGGAACCAGAACCGGAAGAUAAAAUUCGGAAUUUACGAAUCAUCAAACCAAUCGCGAACACCGGCGCUCAAUCCGAGGACCUUAAGCACAACUUGGAUGAAGUCUCAAACGACAUCGAAUCAGAGCAACUUCGAUCUCGCCAGUUAUCUGGAGAUGAACAGCAGGCUCCAAUCAUUCUCAAGGUCAAGGACAACGACUGCAUCCUCCUUCAUGGCACACCUCAUUUUGAUCCUGCCGACAGUUGGGCAACAAAGAGAGGGCGACAAGUGCACGGAAAUUGUCAACUACCAAAAGUCUAUGCUCUUGCUAUUGUACCCCCAAGUGCGAAAGUACGGGAAUUCUCUCCUUGCAAAAUGGAGGUAUACUGUCGGAUAUUUGUUGGAUAUAUGCUUCGGGCUACACCAUCAACCGAAACACAACAAGAUGAAGUCAAGGAAUCUCUGAGUCGGUUGAAAGCUUUUUCCAAGAAGCUACGCAACCGAUUUCCGUACCCAAUGUCACCAGGCCCUCAUACAACGGGAUCAUCGCAGUUAAGUUCGUACCACAGCGUCUCUAAAGGUGUGAUUGCCAUAUUCCAACUUAUUUUCGCUUCAUACACUUUUGUCCGAACAAAAGGAGACCAACUGGAUCGCUAUGGCUACGCGGCGUAUGGCUUGACUGUGGCCCCCUACCUGAUUAUGUCAUUCAUCAAUCUCGUCAGUGCCAUAUUCAGCCCUGAUUACUCACAUGUGUACCUGGUCUCAUCAGAAGCCAUGGAAGAAGCUCGAAGGCGGGCCGAUGGUCAUUUUGAGGGUGUCAUUUGGAUUAUAGAUGUCGGGCAAGACACCUUACUAAAACCUUCCGGAAUUCCUAUCAAUCUGUUUGUAUCAACAUUUGGGCGAUCGCGUGAUUCGACCUAUAUAUUCGAAAUGGACACCAGCCACUUCGAUGUGAAAAGCAAAUUUGACCUAAUACGACUUUUUUCAAUCUUGUCCCGCAUGGCCGACGAUGGAAGCCAGACAUGGGUACUAAAGCUACUGUCCAAGGGGCUCGACCACUAUCUCGCGUACAAGGGUCAUAAACAUCGAACGCAAAUUCUCAUUCCUUCCACCUCGAAACCGAAAGAUCCGAAAGACCAGUUACGUGACCGCUUAUAUGACUCGUAUCUCACAAUCGCAAGUGGACUUAUAGGGUGUCUAUCGUUUAUUGUUAGCUCCCCAGCGCAGCUAGGCUUUGUUUUGUCCUGGCUGGUUACGGGGAUUCUUAUCGGCCCACUUGUCCAUUUCUUCCCAUAUUUUUUCAUCUUGGAGAGACCGAAUAUAGGCAUCCUUCGGAAGUUUGCAUUGCUACUGUACGCAGCCCCUGCUAUUGGAGGAAUGGUUGUUGUCGGAAAGAUGAUCUGGGAGUUUUCGUCAACAUGCGGAUUCAUAGCCGCGGGUCAUGCCUUCACUUCUCGGAAAAUAUAUAUUCCGGCUUCAUUUAUUCCUUCAAUCAUUCAUUUCUUUCAACCCUUCAUCGAAAUAAAUACGCUGCGCCUUGAAAAGCUUCACACCGCUCCGCUGUACCCACGUCAUCAAGGCUUCGUAGCACCGACGCGGCUUGCGCGACAUUCAACUUAUCCAAAUUAA
Molecule: messenger RNA, 2358 nt
Organism: Lindgomyces ingoldianus
Lineage: Eukaryota; Fungi; Ascomycota; Dothideomycetes; Pleosporales; Lindgomycetaceae
Exons: 13
Coding region: 1-2358 (785 amino acids)
Source: RefSeq, a predicted model, not a curated record